This is a messenger RNA of Eleginops maclovinus (Patagonian blennie), 1673 nucleotides long. RefSeq lists its product as uncharacterized. NCBI's taxonomy places the organism in Eukaryota, Metazoa, Chordata, Actinopteri, Perciformes, Eleginopidae. Gene Ontology annotation, biological process: DNA integration. The coding region runs from base 170 to 1444 and encodes 424 amino acids. Gene Ontology annotation, molecular function: nucleic acid binding. The transcript is spliced from 8 exons. The record is from RefSeq and is a predicted model, not a curated record.
CACAGCCAGGCACAAGCUUUGUAUUUUCAUCCUGAUUUUAUUUUGGAUUAUUUGCAACGUUAGCUGUCGCUAGCAUUGCUGCUAAACAUGCCGAUUAGCAGUCUAUCGCAUAUGUUGUUUUCCUAGCUUCAUAUUCGCUGUUCAUUUGAGGGAUUUUCAGAGUAAAAGCAUGUUGAGCUCUGAGUCUCUGCAGGUCGCUGAGGAGGAGGUGGUGCUGGAGUCCAGCUCCAACAAACUAGGAGAUAUUUACACUUUUGUGGCCAAAGGAUGCUUUCCUCACACCAUGCAUCCUCUCAGGAAGAAGAAUCUCAAAAGAUACGCACAGAAAUUCAUCAUUGAUGAGGGGAGGCUGUACUACGUCGGGCCGAAGAAAGAGGAGAAGAGGGAGGUGGUGAUCGAGGCAGAGAGGAAGAGGCAGAUUUUCCUUGACUGCCACUUCAACGACAUCGGUCAACACCUGGGCCAGAAGAAGACCGUGCACCGAAUCCAGAGCAAGUACUACUGGCUGGGCAUCAUCAAGGACGUGGUGGACUGGAUCAAAGUGUGUGACACCUGUCAGCAGACGGAGAGGAGUAAAAGCCUGGCCCGGACGGUCCGGCCCAUUAAAGUGGACGCGCCUUGGGAAAUCGUUGGGAUUGACAUCAUAGGACCUUUCCCAGAGACGCAGCAGGGAAACUCUAACGUCACAGUGCUCAUCGAUUACUUCAGUAAAUGGCCCGAGGCGUUCCCGGUUCAGAGGACGGACGCUCUCUCUGUCGCAAAAUGUAUUUCCAAAUGCAUUUACAGGUUUGGGGCCCCGAAGACAAUAGUGUGCACGCAGAACGCUGACUUCUGUGACGAGGUGAGCAGGCGUCUGAGCGACAGGUGGAGCAUCGUGCAGUCGGUGUCUCCUCUGGAUCAGCCUCAGCUCAACCCUCUCCACGACGGCAGCUUCCCCCUGCUGAAGGAGGCCGUGGUGCAGAUGGUGGCGGAGAAGCAGAGCCAAUGGGACGACUUCCUGGACCCGGUGCUGUUUCUGUUCAGGACGUCCACCAACCCCACCACCAAGUUCAGCCCGUACUCCCUCAUGUUCAGCAGGAAGGCUAAUGUACCCAACCAGACGACGUUGAGCCUGCUGAGUUACGACGAGCAGGAGCAGGAUGAGUUUUCUACAACGGAAAAGGCCUCCCCGUUUCUGGGCGCGAUGCAGGAGCAGCAGAACUCUGUGAAGCAGCUGGUGUUAGCCAAUAUGAACGCUGCCUACAAACAGGAGAAGAAGAAGAACACCAAGCGCCGGACGCACAGCAUGCCCUCCAUGACCUUCAAACUCGCCGACCCUCUGUACGGCGCCGGAGACUCGCCAUCGCCGAAAAAACUGAAGGACAGUUUGUAUUUAUCCUUCCCUGUGGAGCAGAGCAGCUCAGAGGACAUGAAGACGGAGACGUUAGCUUUUCACUUAGCGUAGCACAACAUGUCCCGAUGUUGGUGAAAUGAGGAUUACUGACACACACACACACACACUUGAAACAGAAUCAAUGGACCACAAAGGAAAACACCCACCGACAGGAAUGAGCUGGCUUUCGCUACAAAAAGGAAAUCCGCUGAAGACCAUGUUAACUUAUUUUUGUUCUCUGUGUUAUACAAUAGAUUUUUAAGCCACAUUACUUUUAAAUAAAGGCGUUGUUUCAUUGUGA